GGGCGAGAUGACGAUUCACCUAACUAUAAUAGCAUUCUAGAUCUCGUUGGGAAAGACAAAAAAACAUAACAAAACAAUAGCAUAGCCAAAUCGAAAGCAGCAGGCAGGAAUAGCAUAUAUGGGUGAAGGAGGAAGCAGCAUCGCCUCCUUAAACAAAUGGUCUCUCGACGGAAUGACUGCUCUCGUCACCGGCGGGACCAAAGGGAUUGGAGCCGCCAUAGUGGAGGAAUUGGCAAAGCUAGGGGCGACCGUUCACACUUGCUCCCGCAGCCAGGAGGAGCUCAAUCAACGCAUCAACGGCUGGAGAGAAAAGGGUUUCGACAAAAUCACCGGUUCCGUCUGCGACGUUUCCUCUCGAGCUCAACGGGAGAAGCUCAUGGACGCUGUCUCUUCUCUCUUCUCCGGCAGCCUUAACAUACUUGUGAACAAUGCUGCAAGAGGGCUUUAUAAGCCAACCACAGAAGUCACAGCAGAGGAGCUGUCGAGUGUGUGGGAAACCAAUUUCGAGUCCGGUUUCCAUUUGUGCCAGCUCGCACAUCCUCUCCUCAAAUCUUCUGGGUCCGGAAGCAUCGUGUUCAUUUCUUCCGUCGGCGGUUCGACAUCUUUGCCCUGCCUCUCAGCUUACAACGCAUCCAAAGUUGAUUCGAAGCUUAACAUUUGGUGCGUGGAGAAUGUAGGAGCAAUCGACCAGCUGACGAGGAAUUUGGCAUGUGAAUGGGCCAAGGACAACAUAAGGACCAACUCUGUCGCGCCGUGGUACACUAGGACUCCAAUGGUCGCAGAGGCUUUUGAAAAUGAAGCGUUUCUGGCAGCAGUGGUGAAUCGGACUCCCCUGCGUCGGAUCGCAGAGCCAGAGGAGGUGUCGCCAUUGGUGGCCUUCUUGUGCAUGCCGGCUGCCUGUUAUAUUACAGGUCAAGUCAUUUUUGUUGAUGGAGGACUCACUGUCAAUGGUUUUAGCAUGUGAACUACUUACUCCACCCCCCACCGUUAUCCACUUUUGCAUGCUUGUUAGAAGAAAUGCUGGUGGCUGUCUGUUUGAUUUUACAGUACUUCUCAGUACCUUGUUGAAUCCACCAACUGAAUUUUAUGGUCUUGUUAUCUGUUUUUGGUAAUAUACAAUUUUAUGUGUCUACUAGAUGGGAAUUACGGGGUAACAAUCCUCUACCUUCUCGAAU
Linum tenue is the source of this 1175-nucleotide messenger RNA. Lineage: Eukaryota; Viridiplantae; Streptophyta; Magnoliopsida; Malpighiales; Linaceae. The record is from the annotation of a GenBank genome assembly.